GGGUUUUUAUUUUUUUUCCUCUGCGCUUUACUCAUUUUAUCGGGCACUUUCUUUCCCGGAUCUGGGUUCUAAAACCCGAAGGAAAACCCUAGAAAGCGAGGGAAAAAGUUAUCGGCGUGGGGAAACAGUGGUUUCGUCCCUCCGUCGACUCCCUCUCUGUGGACUUUCAUGUCCUUAUAUUGACCAUUUUUCCAAAUUUACCCCUCACUUUCUGGUUGUUUCCAUAAUUUUCUCGCUCAUUUUUCUCAAAGCGAGAUUUAGAUUACAUCGAGACCGUUUCUUGCCCGAGAAUUCGUAUCGUUCAUGCAUUUGAUUAUUGCGCGCAGGAUCGGGGAGAGCUCGGUGUAGUAGAGAGUAGUAGUGACUCAGAUGCUGUGAGAUCUUCUAUAGUUCCAUUAUGAUAAAGGUGUUACAAUAAAAUCAUGGCUUCCAAAGGACCAAGGUCUAAGCUUGAUCAUGAGACAAGAGCUAGGCGCCAAAAGGCACUUGAGGCUCCUAGGGAGCCCCGUCGUCCUAAAACACACUGGGAUCAUGUUUUAGAUGAGAUGGUUUGGCUCUCAAAGGACUUUGAGUCGGAGAGGAAAUGGAAAUUGGCUCAGGCAAAGAAGGUCGCUUUAAGAGCUAGCAAGGGCAUGUUGGAUCAAGCCACAAGGGGAGAAAAGAGAGUUAAGGAAGAAGAACAACGUUUGCGAAAGGUUGCACUUACCAUUUCAAAGGAUGUAAAGAAGUUCUGGAUCAAAAUAGAGAAGCUGGUGCUUUACAAACAUCAAAUGGAGCUCGAUGAGAAAAAGAAAAAGGCACUUGAUAAACAGCUUGAGUUCCUUUUGGGGCAAACUGAGAGGUACUCAACAAUGUUGGCAGAGAACCUUGCGGAUACGUACCAACCAACCCAACAGUAUUUACCCAAGGAACGAUGUAGUAUUCAAUAUAAAGAAGUGGACGACCCUGGAUUUAAAGAAGUACCUCAGUCAGGUAUUGCUGAUGUUGAUGAAGAUUAUGAUAUGCAGUCUGAAGAGGAAUUGGAAGAUGAUGAGCAUACUAUCGAGGAAGAUGAGGCCCUCAUUACUGAAGAGGAAAGGCAAGAAGAAUUGGAAGCACUGCACAAUGAGAUAGAUCUACCGCUUGAGGAGCUGCUCAAACGUUAUGCAAUGAAGAAAGUUAGCAGUGGUAGUAGUCAAGACAAGGAUGAAGAGGAAGCAGAACCAACUUCAGUGGGGGAUGAUCAUUUUGGGGGUGAAGGACAGGAUCUGUCUGAUACUUGUAAGAUUGAUAAAAACAACUCACUCACAGUCAUCGGUCGUCGUUGUGGUGAAAGUAAUGGUAGCUUAUCCAUUUCAGAGCACCAUUUGUUAGAAGUUGAUACAUGUCAAGCCAAGAAUGUGUCAGAAAUUUCUAGGGAGUCAGAUGAAGAAAGUAAAGUAUAUGAUUUUAAUGAUGAACAGGAGGAUGGUGACUUUGUUCUUGCAACUGGAGAAGAAAAGGAUGAUGAGACAACCUUGCUGGAGGAGGAGGAACUUGCAAAAGAAGAAUCAAAUGAUCCCAUAGAUGAGAUCGCUUUACUGCAGAAGGAGAGUGAAAUUCCUCUAGAAGAACUUCUGGCAAGGUAUAAAAAGGACGCUGAUGAAGAUGUAGAGGAUGAUUCUGAUUAUGCCUCUGCGUCAGAGGACUUCUUGGAUUCUCCAGCACAUCAGGACACUGAAUUGAACCAGCAGCCUGGUUGUGUGGAAGACGAUGAUGACGAACCUGGGGGAAGACAGCCAUUUGUGCAGUCUGUGACAGAAGAACAUGCAGAAGGUUCUGAAAAACAAUCUGAUGAAGCAAGGGAGAGUGAGAAUCGAAUUGCUGAUGCAGCUGCUGCUGCAAGAUCAGCACAACCCACUGGAAAUACCUUCUCAACAACCAAAGUCCGUACAAAGUUCCCAUUUCUUCUCAAGCACUCUCUUCGUGAGUAUCAACAUAUUGGCUUGGAUUGGCUUGUUACAAUGUAUGAGAAGAGACUUAAUGGGAUACUGGCUGAUGAAAUGGGGCUUGGGAAGACAAUUAUGACAAUUGCUUUGCUUGCACACCUAGCGUGUGAAAAGGGAAUAUGGGGGCCUCAUCUCAUUGUGGUGCCGACUAGUGUCAUGCUGAACUGGGAAACUGAGUUUCUUAAGUGGUGUCCUGCUUUUAAAAUUCUUACUUACUUUGGAAGUGCCAAAGAGCGGAAAUUUAAGAGACAAGGUUGGUUAAAACCAAACUCUUUCCAUGUCUGCAUAACCACUUACAGACUUGUUAUACAAGAUUCAAAAGUUUUCAAGCGGAAGAAGUGGAAAUAUUUGAUUCUGGAUGAAGCCCAUCUGAUUAAAAAUUGGAAGUCCCAAAGAUGGCAAACUCUUUUAAACUUCAAUUCAAAACGGCGCAUCUUAUUGACUGGUACACCACUGCAGAAUGAUCUCAUGGAACUCUGGUCUCUAAUGCAUUUCUUGAUGCCCCACAUCUUUCAAUCUCAUCAAGAAUUCAAAGAUUGGUUCUGUAAUCCAAUAUCUGGAAUGGUAGAGGGGCAAGAAAAAGUAAACAAAGAAGUCAUUGACCGUCUCCAUAAUGUCCUUCGUCCUUUCCUACUCCGUCGAUUGAAAAGGGAUGUGGAGAAGCAGCUCCCCAUGAAAUUUGAACAUGUCAUAUACUGUAGGCUCUCUAAGAGGCAGCGUAACUUGUAUGAAGACUUCAUUGCCAGUUCAGAGACACAAGCUACUCUAGCGAGUGCCAACUUCUUUGGGAUGAUUAGUGUCAUAAUGCAACUGCGCAAAGUUUGCAAUCAUCCUGAUUUAUUUGAGGGCCGUCCAAUUGUAAGUUCUUUUGAUAUGGGCGGUAUUGACAUCCAAUUGAGUUCUUCUGUUUGUUCAAUGCUUUCACCUGGCCCAUUUUCUACUGUAGACCUUAGGGAUUUGGGGUUCUUAUUUACUCAUCUCGAUUUCAGCAUGGCUUCUUGGGAGAGCGAUGAAGUUCAGGCUAUUGCUACACCAACGAGCUUAAUCAAGGGGCGUGCUGACCCUGAUAAUCUUGCAGAGAUUGGUUUUGGAUUCAAACAUCAGAGAAAAUCCCAGGGAACAAAUAUUUUUGAAGAGAUCAGAAAGGCAAUUUUGGAGGUGAGACUGACAGAAGCAAAGGAACGGGCAGCAUCUAUUGCAUGGUGGAAUUCCUUGAGGUGUUGUAAGAAACCCAUGUACUCAACAACCCUACGGGAUCUUGUCACAGUAAAGCAUCCUGUUCAUGAUAUCCAUCGUCAAAAGAGUGACCGUUUAUCAUACAUGUACUCCUCUAAGCUUGCUGACAUUGUCCUGUCCCCUGUUGAACUCUUCAAGAGAAUGAUUGGUCAGGUUGAAUGCUUCAUGUUUGCAAUCCCUGCAGCACGGGCACCGACACCUGUUUGUUGGUGCAGUAAAACCAAUCAUUCUGUGUUUCUCCAGCCAACAUAUAAGGAAAAAUGCACUGAAACUUUGUCACCCCUUCUAUCGCCUAUUAGACCUGCAAUUGUCCGCAGGCAAGUGUAUUUCCCUGACAGGCGACUCAUACAAUUUGACUGUGGAAAGCUGCAAGAGCUUGCGGUUUUGCUAAGGAAACUGAAAUCAGAAGGCCACCGAGCAUUAAUAUUUACUCAAAUGACAAAGAUGCUUGAUGUCUUGGAGGCUUUUAUUAAUUUGUAUGGCUACACUUACAUGCGGUUGGAUGGAUCUACUCAGCCAGAGGAGAGGCAAACACUAAUGCAGAGGUUUAAUACCAAUCCUAAAAUUUUUCUUUUUAUCUUGUCCACCCGUAGUGGUGGUGUUGGUAUUAAUCUGGUGGGGGCAGAUACAGUUAUCUUCUAUGAUAGUGACUGGAAUCCAGCUAUGGAUCAACAAGCUCAAGAUCGAUGCCAUCGAAUAGGACAGACACGUGAAGUGCAUAUAUAUCGGUUAAUUAGUGAGAGCACCAUUGAAGAGAACAUCUUAAAGAAAGCGAAUCAAAAGCGUGCUCUUGAUGAUCUAGUCAUACAGAGUGGAGGAUACAACACUGAAUUUUUCAAGAAAUUAGAUCCUAUGGAACUGUUCUCAGGUCACAGGGCACUUCCAAAUAAGAAUAUGCAGAAGGAGAAAAAUCAUAACAUUGGAAUUGAGGGUUCUGUAUCUGUUGCAGAUGUAGAGGCUGCUUUGAAGUACGCAGAAGAUGAAGCGGAUUAUAUGGCAUUGAAGAAAGUUGAACAGGAAGAGGCUGUGGAAAACCAGGAAUUCACGGAAGAUGCCAUUGGGAGAGUAGAAGAUGAUGAGUUAGUGAAUGAGGAUGAUAUGAAGCCUGAUGAGGCUGUGGAGCAGGUUGGCUGUACUACUUCAAGUAAAGACAGUGGAUUGAUGUUAAUUGGGAGUGAUCCAAAUGAAGAGAGAGCUCUCACUUUUGCUGGUAAAGAAGAUGAUGUUGAUAUGCUGGCUGAUGUCAAACAGAUGGCUGCAGCAGCAGCCGCUGCUGGACAAGCAAUCUCAUCAUUUGAGAGUCAACUUCGUCCAAUUGAUCGAUAUGCGAUACGUUUCCUGGAGUUAUGGGACCCAAUCAUAGACAAGGCAGCAAUGGAAUCUCAAGCUACAUUUGAGGAGGCAGAAUGGGAACUAGAUCGGAUUGAAAAGUUUAAGGAGGACAUGGAAGCUGAAAUUGACAAUGAUGAGGAGCCUUUUGUAUAUGAAAGAUGGGAUUCUGAUUUUGCAACUGAGGCAUACCGACAGCAAGUUGAGGCCUUGGCUCAACACCAGUUGAUGGAAGAACUGGAAUGUGAAGCUAAAGAAAAGGAUGAUGCAGAUGACGAAAAUUAUGGUUCUACAAGGAAUGAAAUGGCAAGUGAUCCUAAACCCAAGUCAAAGAAGAAACCAAAGAAAGCCAAGUUCAAAUCUCUGAAGAAAGGAUCUUUAGCUUCUGAUUCUAAAGCUGUGAAAGAAGAGCCAUUGAUGGAACCUAUGUCCAUAGAUGAUGAAGAUGUUUUCCACGGGAUGGUCACAUUUUCAGACAUGAUGUCAUCACAUUCAAGUAUGCAGAAAAAGCGUAAAAAGGCUGAAGCAACGGCAGAUGGUGAAGAAGAUAGGAUCAUGAAGAAGAGGUCUAAGAAGUUCAAGAAGGCUCCUGAAAUAGGUCCUUUAAGUUUUGAAACCAACUUGUCAAAUAAGCAGCAUGAUGAAUCUAAAGAAUCAAACCCAUGUGAGAGUGCUGUUGUUGAUCUUGAGCUUAAGUCAGCAAGCAGGGGUAAGAUGGGAGGAAAAAUCUCCAUAACUGUCAUGCCAGUGAAGCGGAUUCUAAUGAUCAAACCAGAGAAGUUAAAGAAGGGAAACAUUUGGUCAAGAGACUGUGUUCCAUCUCCUGAUUUUUGGUUUCCGCAAGAGGAUGCAGUAUUAUGUGCUGUUGUACAUGAAUAUGGCCCACAUUGGAGCUUGGUGAGUGAAACACUGUAUGGGAUGACUGCUGGUGGGUUUUACAGGGGGAGAUAUCGCCAUCCUGUCCAUUGCUGUGAGAGAUUUCGAGAACUUGUCCAAAGAUAUGUUUUAUCUGCACCUGAAAAUCCCAAUAAUGAGAAGGUCAGCAAUACUGGCUCUGGAAAGGCUCUUCUCAAAGUAACAGAGGAUAACAUUCGAAUGUUACUAGAUGUUGCUAUUGACCUGCCAGAUAGUGAGUUACUUCUUCAGAAACACUUCACUGCCCUGCUUACUUCUGUCUGGAGGAUGACAUCCCGUGUUCAUCACCGUCAAAACCACCUACCUUAUCGAAAUGGGCAGUAUUCUACUGGGAGGUUUUUCAGUUCUACUGUCAACCAAAUUUCUUGGAAUUCCGUCAGGGAACCAACAGAAAGGACGAACUGGAAUAAUUUUGGUUACAGUAGCAGCAGGUUAGUAGCAGCUGCUCUCCAUGAUGCAAACAAUAAACAACAUGAUGACUCAGCCUUCCUAUCUAACCGAAGGGAGGAAGUCUCAACUGUUCCAGAGCAGCUGGAAAUAAGGCUGGAAAUUGAGAGAGAUUUCUGUGAUUCCAUGAUUCCCUUGCCAUCUGUCAUAAAUUUAUCAAUAUUGGGCUCAGAGCCGCCAUCAGCUGUCAACAACCCUAUAGAGGAAAGUCAGAUUCUCAAGUCUUCACAGGAUAUGGCUGAGAACCGUUUCAGGGCCGCAUCAAGAGCUUGUUUUGAUGGUACUCUGGAUUGGGCUUCAUCAGCCUUCCCAACAAGUGAUAUUAAGCCGAGAUCUGCAAUAAAAUCACAUUCCUUGGGAAAGCACAAACUCUGUACCUCUGACUCUAUCAGGCCUUCUAAAUCAAAGUUCAAAAAGGUUGCAGUUGAGCCUAGUGAGAUGCACCACCUUAUUUGGUCACCACUACCGAAGCCAACAUUUGCAUUCAAUGAUUCCAAUCCAAGGUUUGAUCUGGGAUCACCCGUGAGUUUGGACGCUGGUAUCUCCACUCCUUCCUUCAAUGAGGAGCUUUGUUGGGAACCUGAGAGUUUGGAGCUGUUCUCGCAUCACUAUUCUCCUAACCUCUUCUCGGACCUUGAUGAUUUUUCAUUGUUGCCAGAAUAUAUCGACAUUGGGUAGGACUAAUCCAGAGAUUUAAACCCAGUUGAUGGUUUGGGUUGAAACUACCAUGAUCUUUGGAGGACAAGUAUGGUUCCAGAAGAUGUCCCAUUUGGUGAAUCACCCAUUUCUCCAGACUGGGGCAUUAUUAACGUGCUCUCGGGGCACAUGAUUGAUCCAACAAUCUGCUGUUUUGAUGGCAAUCUGGAGGAACAUGCAGGGAGAUAUUAUGAUUCCUCAAGGAGGCCCUGGGUGGCCUUCCAGGAGGAUCCCAGAUAGGGAGGGAAUACAGAAUGUAACAUAAAAGGGCUUUGUAAUUUAAUUGCUCACUGGGGAAUCUGUGCUAAUUUUUUGGGGCUUCAUUUCAAAUGUUCAUGUAGAUACAUUGCUCUCUCAGAAGGAAGUAGAAGUAGAAGAAGAGUAUACCCAUUCAAUGAAUGAUCUCUCUCUCUCUCUC
Molecule: messenger RNA, 7008 nt
Organism: Vitis riparia (riverbank grape)
Lineage: Eukaryota; Viridiplantae; Streptophyta; Magnoliopsida; Vitales; Vitaceae
Product: protein PHOTOPERIOD-INDEPENDENT EARLY FLOWERING 1
Exons: 21
Coding region: 423-6572 (2049 amino acids)
Cellular component (GO): Swr1 complex
Molecular function (GO): ATP-dependent chromatin remodeler activity; ATP hydrolysis activity; histone binding
Source: RefSeq, a predicted model, not a curated record